GGAAGUCUAAUCGUCUUCCUGUGUUUAUAUCGCUGGAAGCGCCUUAUGACCUGCAGAAAAGAACCGGGCCACAAUUAAUAAAUCAAAUAAUGGAUCCAUGACACAUAGCGAACAAGUAACAUUCUAAAAGAUGACAACAGUCAAGAAGAUCAAAUGUGAGCUAGAGGAAGAUCUCAAUGAUACGUGCAUCAGUGAAGGUGAUCUUGAUAUCCACAUCAAGGAAGAGCCUCAACUGCAUGAAAUCGACGAGAAACAACACGGAGAAAUAAACGACACCCUGGACUCAAACUCUGAUGGUCUGUCCUCCAGAUGUGGCUCGAGAGAUCAUGACUGUAGCUGGACUACGACAUGCAAGCAAGACCCAGAGACGAGAGUAAAAGAGGAGACCAGUGACCCAGACUGGGACACGGAGGAUUGCUGCAGCAGCGCCCAAAACGUCGACUUAAAGGAAGAAGCUUGCUCAGAAUCAUCAGACUUCUAUCCAUGUCGAUACUGUGAUGUUUCCUUCACUGACCUUGGCUUUUUAGAGAAGCAUGUCAAAUGGGUCCACCAAAAACAAUAUCGAGAAAACGUUCGAAAAAAUUGUCUUUCAUCACUAGAUCUGCCUAAACAUAUCUGUACCAUCUGCAGCAGCAGUUUCUUAUCUAAAGUGGAGCUUAGAAACCAUGUCAAGACAGCUCAUCCCUCUCCUCCUCCUCGAAGACUGUACCCAUGCCCAACCUGUGCUCGCAGUUUUCAAUAUUUGAAGAAUCUGAAAAAUCACUGCCAAAGUUGGCACGAUAUGUCUGUAACUACAAGAGAUGGGCAUCUCAGUUGUGCUGAUUGUGGGAAGAGUUUUAGGAAAACCUGGGGUCAAGGGCCCCAUUUGUGCAAUGAACCCAACAAUGAGGAAGAUGAAGAUAAGCCAAUCUGUGUGGACACUGGGGUGAAAUGUUCCAAAUGUGACAAAAUACUGGGUACACCUCAAAGCCUCGAGGUACAUAUGCGUACUCACACAGGGGCUCGACCCUAUGUCUGCAAGGACUGUGGCAAGAGGUUUGUAGAGCGUAGUGCCUGGAGUCACCACAUGAAAAUACACUCAGGGGAGAGACCCUUCAAAUGUGAGGUUUGUGAGAAGACCUUUCUACGUUCACAUCACCUUAACAACCACAUGACCACGCACACAGGCAAGAAAGAAUAUUCCUGUCCAGAAUGUGGCAAAGAAUUUGGACUAAAGGCAAGUCUAAAUCAACAUAUAAAAACUCAUUCUAAUGAGAAACCUUUUGUGUGUCCGGUGUGUUCAAAGACAUUUCGAAUGCGUAGACACCUGAGAAUUCACAGUAAAGUACACAAUACUGAGAAGGCUCAUCAGUGUGGGGACUGUGGGCUUAAGAUUGGAGAUAUCGGAGCUUUACGAAAACACCUGCGCUCACACACUGGCGAGCGGCCGUACCACUGCACUGUGUGUGGAAACCGCUUUAUUCGCCUCACACAUCUCAGAAACCACCAGCGCACUCACACGGGAGAAAGACCCUAUAAGUGCAAUGAGUGUAACAAGAGUUUUGUGCAGUCUGGAGACCUUGUGAAGCACAAGAGAAUUCACUCAGGAGAGAAGCCCUUUGAAUGCCCAGAGUGCCAUCGUUGUUACACUUCCUCUGGUGACUUGGGCAAGCACCGCAGGAUUCACUCUGACCUGCGCCCCUACACAUGUGAAGAAUGCGGGAAGACGUUUCGUUUGUCAGGCCAUCUGAAAGCCCACACAAGGACUCACACUGGAGAAAAACCUUACGUCUGCCCCAUCUGCCACCGCAGGUUUGCUCGUUCUCAUCACCUCUCUGGGCACAUGGCAAAGUGUUAUUGAACGUGGAGAUCAGAAGUACUCAAAUGCAGGUCAUGUAAACUAUGCUGCAUUAUAUUGUUUUUUGCAUUCAUAACUAUGUAGUGAGCAUUUAUUUUAACCUAUAUGAAGUUCAGAGCUAAUGAUGCAUAUCAAAUAUACAAUAAAACUUGUAGAUGUGUAGAGUACAAGACAUGUGUCCAACAGACCAGGGUUUACUUUGAAUGACACAACAUUAAGUUCAGUUUCUGUUGAACAUGUCAUGCUAUCAAUAAAAUUUAAGAGAUCAAAAUCCCAAA
Molecule: messenger RNA, 2115 nt
Organism: Boleophthalmus pectinirostris (great blue-spotted mudskipper)
Lineage: Eukaryota; Metazoa; Chordata; Actinopteri; Gobiiformes; Gobiidae
Product: gastrula zinc finger protein XlCGF57.1
Exons: 3
Coding region: 131-1840 (569 amino acids)
Biological process (GO): negative regulation of transcription by RNA polymerase II; regulation of immune system process; regulation of cytokine production
Molecular function (GO): RNA polymerase II cis-regulatory region sequence-specific DNA binding; DNA-binding transcription factor activity
Source: RefSeq, a predicted model, not a curated record